AUGGACAACUUGUGGCAUCUCGGAGAUGAGUUCCGUGGGCAAUCAAAGGUGGUGGAGGACCGCCAAUGGUCUCUCAUGACAUCAAAGCUGGCUGAGAUCACAAAGUCAAAGGCUGAGAGGAUGAAUGACUUUGAGUAUGCAAGGAUGAACACCGUCCCUGAUGUGAAGCAAUGGGAUAAGCAAUCCUACCACCAAGAAGACAACAAGAUGGACCACCUCAAUCUUGGCCUCAUGAACCUGGAUCUUAAGAUGAACGAUCUCAAGAUGAACGAGGCUGCCAUGAAGUACCCUUUCCGCAACAUGGCCUAUAACAUGAACCCCAUGUACCCCAAGGGAAACAACGGUAAUGUCAAUUCAUUCAAGAUGAAUGUCGGGGUCAACAAAUAUCCGAAUAAUCAGAAUGGGAAGGAAGCAAACGGCAAACACAAUGGUGGUAACAACAACAAUGGAGGCAACAGCAACAACAACUCUGUUGACAAGCGCUUCAAAACAUUACCAACAAGCGAGAUGCUACCAAGGAAUGAAGUUCUUGGUGGAUACAUCUUUGUCUGCAACAAUGAUACCAUGCAGGAGGAUCUCAAGAGACAGCUUUUUGGCUUGCCAGCAAGAUAUCGUGAUUCAGUCCGAGCCAUCACUCCUGGUCUACCUCUUUUCCUCUACAACUACACGACCCAUCAGCUACAUGGGGUGUUUGAGGCUGCUAGUUUUGGAGGAUCAAACAUUGAUCCCACCGCUUGGGAAGAUAAGAAGUGCAAAGGUGAAUCCAGAUUCCCAGCACAGGUGAGGAUCCGCAUUAGAAGGCUUUGCAAGGCCUUGGAAGAGGAUGCUUUUAGGCCAGUGCUGCACCACUAUGAUGGUCCUAAAUUCCGCCUCGAGCUCUCCAUAGCAGAGGACACUGUCACUGCUGGACCUGUGCAAGACGGAAGACGCCUGAUCUGCUUUGGAACAUGGUUGUGGUUGCUCUGUGGUUCUUUUUAG
Messenger RNA from Triticum turgidum subsp. durum (durum wheat), 978 nucleotides. NCBI's taxonomy places the organism in Eukaryota, Viridiplantae, Streptophyta, Magnoliopsida, Poales, Poaceae. The record is from the annotation of a GenBank genome assembly.